AUGUCUGUGGUAAACGGUAAGGAACAGACAAAGUUCGAAACUGCGAACAGUGAGCUCAGCUCUCACACGCAUGAGGAUGCUGGUGAAGAAAAGGAUGCCGGUGUGCAUAAUAUCGAGGUUUUUACAGCGCAAUACGAUCAUAUUGGCUACCGUCUUAUGUUAUUCUUCUCGAUCUUUUUGAUAUCAUAUGCUUAUGGGUUGGACCAGAACAUCCGUUAUACUUUGCAAACUUAUGCAACAAAUUCUUACUCUCAACACUCUUUGCUUGCAACUGUGAACUGUAUUAUUGCAGUGAUUGCCGCUCCAGGUCAGGUGUGUUUCGCUCGUGCUGCUGAUAUCUUUGGUAGAUUCACAGUGCUGAUCGUUGCAGUUAUAUUCUAUGUGAUGGGUACGAUUAUUGAGAGUCAAGCCACGAAUGUUUCUCGUUUUGCUGCAGGUGCUUGUUUCUAUAGACUUGGUAUUACUGGUCUUAUGUUGAUGAUGGAAGUUAUCGCUAUGGAUUUCUCGAAUUUGAACUGGAGACUGUUGGCAUCAUUCGUGCCUGCUUUACCGUUCAUUAUCAAUACCUGGAUUAGUGGUAAUGUCCUUACUGCCAUCGGGACCAACUGGAAAUGGGGUAUUGGUAUGUGGGCUUUCAUCUUGCCACUUUCGUGCAUCCCAUUAGGAUUUUGCAUGCUGCACAUGAGAUACUUGGCACACAAGAACGCUAAAGACCAAUUGAGAAGUGAGUUUAAACUUUUUAAGACAAUGUCGUGGUACGAGUACAUUGUCGAGGUUUUCUUCUGGAGACUGGAUUUCCCCGGAUUGAUCUUGAUCUGUGUUACUUUUGGUUGUAUCUUGAUUCCAUUCACGCUGGGCGGUGGUUUGAACGAAAAGUGGAAGACCGCUGGAAUCAUCGUUCCUGAAGUUAUCGGAUGGGUUGUGGCCUUGCCUCUCUACAUGAUUUGGGAAUCCAAGUAUGCCAGACACCCAUUGACACCAUGGAAAUUGAUCAAGGAUCGUGGUAUCUUUUCUGCUCUAAUCAUUGCAUUUCACAUCAACUUCAUCUGGUACAUGCAAGGUGACUACAUGUUCACCGUGCUAAGAGUUGCUGUCAAUGAAUCUAACUCCUCCGCUCAAAGAAUUACCAGUCUGUACUCGUUUGUUUCUGUGAUCACUGGUACCCUUCUCGGUUUGGUUAUUGUGAAAGUGAGAAGAACCAAAAAGUUCAUUCUUUUCGGUAUCGUCUGCUGGUUCAUUUCUUUUGGACUGCUGGUCCACUUCCGUGGUGACUCGUCUUCACAUUCCGGUAUCAUUGGUUCCCUAUGUCUAAUGGGUUUUGGAGCAGGUUUUUUCACAUACACAACACAAGCGUCAAUCCAAGCCUCGACGAAACACCACGAGAACUUAGCCGUCAUCACUUCUCUCUACUUGGCCACUUAUAACAUCGGUUCCGCCGUUGGUGCUGCAGUUUCCGGUGCUAUCUGGACCAAUGUGCUACCAAAAGAGAUCGGCAAGAGAUUGAACGACGCAACUCUUACACAGCAAGCUUAUUUGGAGCCAUUGACAUUUAUUCUCACUUAUACAUGGGAAACCAUCGAGAGACAAGCGGUUGUCCUCGCUUACAGAUACACACAAAAGGUCUUAUGUAUAGUCGGGCUAUGCUUCUGCGCGCCAUUACUAUUCUCUGCUUUCUUACUCAGAGACCACAGAUUGGGCGAUGUGAUAGCAUUGGAAGAUCUCGAUGAGAAGAACUUGGCCGAAGAUGAAGAGUCCGGGAAGUUCUGGGGCAAAUACUUUCGUUUCGCUAGAAAACAUGAGGACUAA
Torulaspora delbrueckii is the source of this 1806-nucleotide messenger RNA. It is a transcript of the gene SIT1, whose product is annotated as siderophore transporter. Gene Ontology annotation, cellular component: endosome; vacuolar membrane. Gene Ontology annotation, molecular function: siderophore-iron transmembrane transporter activity. Gene Ontology annotation, biological process: transmembrane transport; intracellular iron ion homeostasis. The transcript has a single exon. The record is from RefSeq and is a predicted model, not a curated record. Lineage: Eukaryota; Fungi; Ascomycota; Saccharomycetes; Saccharomycetales; Saccharomycetaceae. Bases 1 to 1806 code for a protein of 601 amino acids.